GCUCUUAUGCUAUAACAUUUAUUGAUGGGUUAACUCAACAAAAGGAAACUGUUUCAUACCGUAAUCUCAUCUUUUCAAUCAAUCAAUUUUUGGAUCAUCUAGUAUUUCAAUUGAAGUGAAAUUUACAUUUGUAUCUGUUUAGAACAUUAAUUAAAAUGGAACUAGAUAAAGAAGAGAUUUUGAAUGAACUCAUGAAUUUCGAGAAAAAUUAUGGACGUGACUGUGAAAAUGGUCUGCCGGAUUAUUUGGAAAGACUACUCAUCAAUAUAGCCAAGUCUGGGGAUACAAUUUAUCCUUGGAACAAAAUUAAACCUGUGAUUUUGAAAAAGAUCGAGCUUGUGGUCAAUGAAUUCAAUACCAAGUAUCCCUAUGAAAAUAACCCGGUCUUACCAAAUGUUAAACCAUUCAACUUCCAGGAAAUGAAAGAUGAAAUAAUUGAAAAAUUCGAAUACUUUAAUGGAGCCCCAUUCACUAUACAACGGAUUUGCGAACUCCUCACGGCUCCUUAUAAAUAUUACAAGAGAUCGGACAAAUUUAUGAGAGGCUUAGAAAAAAAUAUACGCGUUAUAAGUACUAUUGAAGCAAGACGUGUGGAUAGUGAAAACGAGCCCGAACCCUUCCAAAGAGAGUUUUCACGUUCACCGCACAACAACUCUUCAUCUCCAUCAUCUUCUGCAUCUUCCUCAAAUAUUCUCUUAUCUUCGUCGCCCUUACCGUCAUCAUCGUCGUCAUCAUCAACAUCACCAUUACCAUCAUCUUCAUCUGCACCUUCUGCAUCAUCAUCUUCACAAAUUUCAUCGAUUGCCUCUUCGUCUUCUGCUUUUAUGAAUGGACUGAACGAAAAAGAAGAAUCAUCUUCGCGAGCAUUACUAUGCUCUAAUCAAAUGUCACAAUCAUGUUCACAUUUACAAGACUCCGAUCCAUUACCUAAUGCCCCUGCACCUUUGCAGCAAUUGGAUAGUUUCACUACUGUUUUUGCUUCGCCUCCAUCCACACCACUUGCCGUUGUAUCUGACAUUCAUCCUUACGAUGCAGGCUCACCUUCAUCUUCCAGUUCCUCAUCGUCCGAAUCCUCACCACAACCUUCUUCAUCUUCUUCGCCUCCUCCAAGUCUAGCUCCUGAAACACAUGAACUAAACCAAGAUGUAGAACUCGAAGAUGCAAAAAGUCAAGAGAACUCAACCAUCAAUAAAAUGGGUAAUUUAAACGGUUCUGUAAAACCUGAUGAUGAACAGGUGAAUAUGAUGGAGCAAGAAGAACCAAUGAACCAGGUAGAAGAUGAUAAAUCAUACGACAAUUUAGAUGAAAAAUUAGAUGUAAAACAAGUCGAAAAGUUUGAAGAGAAUCAAAAUAAGAACCGAUAUGAGGACCAAAACUUGAAACAAAAUGAAAAGAUUACUACAAAUCAAGAGGAAAAGCACGAUGAAAAGCAAAAUGAAAAACAAGAUGAAAAGCAAGAUGAAAUACAGGAUGAAAAACAAGAAGAACAACAUGAAGAACAACAAGAAAAGCAAGAUGAAAAACAAAGUGAAAAAGUAGAAGAUAAGUUAGACGACGAGCAAGAUGACAAACGAAGCGAUAAGCAAAGCGACAAGCACGAUGAGAUGCAAGAUGAAACACCAGAAGAAAUGCAAGAGGAAAUGCAAGAAGAAAUACAAGAUAAAAGCAAAAUCUAAAUUGAAAAAUUGAUUUUUACAAGUUUAUGCUUUCUAGUUCAAAUACAGUCAUCGCUUAGGUAAUGAAACUCACAGAAAAUUAGGCAAACCAUGGAAUUUAUGAAUUUCUCAUUUGUUCAUAUCAAUUAAAGUUUGCUUAAUCAUUGAAAAA
This is a messenger RNA of Tetranychus urticae (two-spotted spider mite), 1827 nucleotides long. RefSeq lists its product as uncharacterized. Gene Ontology annotation, molecular function: protein phosphatase regulator activity. Lineage: Eukaryota; Metazoa; Arthropoda; Arachnida; Trombidiformes; Tetranychidae. Gene Ontology annotation, cellular component: cytoplasm; protein phosphatase 4 complex; nucleus. The record is from RefSeq and is a predicted model, not a curated record.